Molecule: messenger RNA, 114 nt
Organism: Spirodela intermedia
Lineage: Eukaryota; Viridiplantae; Streptophyta; Magnoliopsida; Alismatales; Araceae
Source: the annotation of a GenBank genome assembly
AUGUGGAAUACCAUUUCCAGUAUAAUGAUGCGUAGUGAGGUUUUUUUGAAAUUUAUUUACAUCUGGGAAUGGUACGAAUCGUCAUUUAUAACUAAUGUAUAUUAUCUGACUUAG